Messenger RNA from Plasmodium relictum, 570 nucleotides. RefSeq names its product conserved Plasmodium protein, unknown function. The record is from RefSeq and is a predicted model, not a curated record. The coding region runs from base 1 to 570 and encodes 189 amino acids. The transcript has 5 exons. Lineage: Eukaryota; Apicomplexa; Aconoidasida; Haemosporida; Plasmodiidae.
AUGAGAUCAGUAAAUAAUAAAAACAAGAAAAAGGAUGAUGAACAAUUAAUGAAAGCUAAAGAAUUAAAAGAAAAAAUAGAAUUUAUGAAAAAUGAUUUGGUGUCAAAAACAAAAAUUAUAAAAAGUUUAAAAGAGCAGAGAGAAAAUAAAUUAGAAAAUAUUAAGAAAUUGGAAAUAGAAAAUAAAACUAACUAUGAAAACUUUAUUAAUGAAUAUGAAAAGAUUUUGAAUCAAUACAAAAACAUUGAAAAAGAAAUCUAUGAAAUGCUAAAUGAUUUAAAAAUGUUGUCAGAAAGAUCAUAUAAUGAAAUAUUAGAAUUGAGAAAAGAGAAAGAGAGUAUUCUUACAAACAAAAAUUUAAUAAUAGAAGAAAAAAAAAAAGAUCUUCAUGAUAAGAUGGAAGAAGUAGAAUUUGAAAUUAUAAAACAUUCAAAUAUGAUAAAUGAUGUGUUGCUUAAAAUAAAAGAAAUAUUUAAAAAAACUCAUAUUCAAUACCAGUAUGAAGAAGAUUUAAAGCCAUUAUUAAUAAGACUGCAAGAUAUUAAUAAAAAGAAUCAUGAAAUUAAGUAA